AGUAAUGAAGUGCUGUGAAGGGUUACGCUUAAGGACUGAGGAAAAGUUAAUCUUAUUUAUAUGGAAUGUGGACAUGUUUUGACAGGGCGGGUCGAUCUUAAAUCUUUCUUUCUGAGUGCACCUCAGAUAGGCAGAACCCACACCAAAGCCCACUGAUCCCGUUAAUCUUGAUACGAGCGUUGAUGUUCCUGGUAUGAAUGUCCUAAUACUGUUACCUCUAAAUGAGAUAAUGAGUGCGAAAUGUGUUGCCAGAAAUCAAAAACGAAAGGGACGUUGUGACUCGCACAAGUAGGCCUAGCAAGGCCAAAAUGGUUGGUAUGCUUUAGUAAUGGCAGGGCUGGAAAUCCACGACGCAGCUGCCACAGGAGAUUAUGAUACUCUAGAGGAAUGCGUUAAAAGCGGGAAAUUUGAUGUCAACCUGAAAGAUGUGGAAUGGAACAACAGAACGGCACUUCACUGGGCAUGUGCUAAAGGUUAUGUAGAGUGCAUCCGUCUGCUCCUCGACAAUGGAGCCAAGGGUACCGCAAGAACGGACACCGGUUGGACGCCAGCUCACUGCGCCGCGGAAACGGGAAAGCUCACAUCAUUGAGAGCCCUGAAUAACGCCGGGGUACCGGUCGAUUUGAAGGACCGCUAUGGAGACAGACCCAGGGCAAUCACGGAGGUCUACGGCCAUAAGGAGUGUGCAAAAUUUUUAUUCCUGGCUGAAAUCGAAUGGGCGGAUAAACGAUUGCGAUUGGAUAAUAUAGAAGGAUCUGACUACGAAUCGGAGGCGGAUACGGAAGGUUCUUGACGGUUUUGUCUUCGACGCUUGUUCCAAGAUAUCUACAAUGCCAAUCCUGGUUUACAUUCACAAUUUUUUGGACUGGCGUACAGCAAUCUAACUCUUCUCAGUGAAGAAAGGACCUUGUGAGAAGUACAGUGUACAAAUGCGGUAUUAUCAUGAAGUGAAUAAUGCUUCAUGCAAUUAUUUACUCAUUGGGCCUAAUAUUGUACAUUCUUGAUACUCACCGUCCGAAAAUUUCAGAAAAAGUUAGAGAUGUAAUUACCUGUUUAUUUCUAAAUGCAUAGUUUUACAUAUAAUGGCAUCAAAAAUAGGCCCAUUACAUUAUUAAUUUCCUCUCGGAGAUGUUUCCAUCAUGCUUUCUUUUAUUAGCUCAUGUUCCAUAUUUUCAAUACGCACAUUUUCUGCUGAGAAAAUAUGUUUAGUGGUGAUGUAGUGUAUACAUGUAUUUUAAGCAGAGGCUAUAUCCGUGACUUUACCCAACAGAAUACACACAUUCUACAGUAUUAUACUUUGAAACCUA
Liolophura sinensis is the source of this 1307-nucleotide messenger RNA. Its product is annotated as ankyrin repeat domain-containing protein 66-like. Gene Ontology annotation, molecular function: protein binding. The record is from RefSeq and is a predicted model, not a curated record. The coding region runs from base 329 to 793 and encodes 154 amino acids. NCBI's taxonomy places the organism in Eukaryota, Metazoa, Mollusca, Polyplacophora, Chitonida, Chitonidae. The transcript is spliced from 4 exons.